AUGGGACUCAAUGGGGAGGCUGGGAUACAGCACCUUGCUGCUGCCUCGAUAGCAAAAUCUGACGAGUCUAUCAAGGACACUCUCUAUGGAAACAUCGUCCUGGCGGGUGGAUCAAGCAUGUUUCCUGGAAUUGAGAGCCGGAUGCAGGCUGAGAUGACAAGACUUGUCCCUUCACCAGCGAAAGUCGGCGUUCAUGCAGCGGCGGAAAGGAAGCAUUCGGCGUGGAUCGGAGGUGCAAUGCUGUCGUCCCUGUCAACGUUUCAGAGCAUGUGCAUCGUGGCAGCGGAAUACGACGAGAUGGGGCCUAGUAUCGUACACCGGCGUUUUCCGUAA
Clonostachys solani is the source of this 333-nucleotide messenger RNA. The record is from the annotation of a GenBank genome assembly. NCBI's taxonomy places the organism in Eukaryota, Fungi, Ascomycota, Sordariomycetes, Hypocreales, Bionectriaceae.